GCUAAAGACAGACCGUCGUCGGCCGCGCGGCUUCGUUAUAAAAAUCAAUAGCAUUAGUAAGUUCGUUCGUACAAACGAAUUAUACGAUUGUCUUAGUGUGCGUCCGUGUCGGUGUGCGGAAAACAAAAAAAAACCACCAGCGAAAAUUCUUGUAAUAAAAAUCAAUCGGAGCGAGGAAGGCGCCGCGCGGGGCGCCGACUGGUCGGGCGCUCCCCCGCAUACCUACAACUCUAUAGUGCAUUUACCUCCUGCCUCCCCGAUUUAUUCCGCGAAUUCUACUUUACACCUCUUCCUAAACAAUCAAAAAACUUUCUCCGAUACGCGUAGUUGUGUAGCCUUGACAGCUUUAGAUUUCAAAAGAUCGCUUGGAAACUCGAAGCGGGGGGACGACGGGGCGAAGUCGUUUUGUUUUUAUUUCUUCGACGAAAAAAAUAACGCCGCCCUGCAGCGUCCUAAACAUGCGCCACGCAGCUACGCGGGCCCGGCCGGGUGUGUGCGGGAUUCACUUUCAUUUGCGACAUCCCAUCUCGAAGGUCACCGCGCGGCAGCGGAUCCUGACCGUGUUCUAGGUAAGUAAAGUUCGUUAUUCGCGCCCUUUUCCCACGUUUAUCGCGUCCGUGUUUUACUUCGUCCUUCGCAAAGACGGUAGACUUUCGCGCACGUGUUUGGUGUCCACGGUAACGCGGGGAGAGGGUUAACCGCGCAAGUUUUACAUUCACUAUUCCCGCGUCCGCAGGUGCGAGUGGGUACUUGUGUCGCCGUCCGUCACGUGUUUCGAUAAAGUUUUGAAAUUUACGCGCGUCAAAAAAGUUACUAUCGUAGAGUUAUAUGUGGGUAGCUGGUUAUACUUAAGUUUGCGAGCGUCCCGGCGAAAACAAACAGAAUUAAAAAAGCGCUGGCCUUGCGGGCGACAGAAAGGGAGGGAAAUUAACUUCGCACUCUUCAUUUGUGCACCAAUCGAGAAAAAAUUCAAUAAAGCUCGCUUCCUUUUGUCUAAUUGCCUAUGUAUACGUACUUAUGCCGACUGUUCGAUUGCUGCGACAUUUAGAAGGAAAAUGGAGCAUUUCGCUGUAUCGCCCGCAAGGGCCCGACCUCUCGACAAUAGGAAAUGCCCGGCCGCGGUUUUCCGCAGGUCAAGCACGAACCGGCCUCCGAAGACGACGACUCGCAGUACGCACACGGCUAUUUCACCAAUCACAAUCAGGUACUACCGUCGCUGGAGUUCCAUCCGGUGAAGCUCGAGGCCGAUAUAGACGAGAAUGCGUCUGCGCACAUAUUGCGGCACUUACAGGGUUCGGAGAGUCUGGAGGAGCUAGCGCCGCCGGCGCCGGCGGGCCCUGCCGCCACGCCGGUCGCCGUUAAACAGGAGCCCGCCGAGCCCGCCGUCGUGCUGGAGACCCUCGCACCAGCGCCGCACUCGGAUACGCUGGGUUCCAUGCUCAUCGACAGACACAAAACGCUGCCUGGCGCCAACGAUGCUGACUCCAUGGAUUUCAUGCCUCUCCUUGCUGUUAAAGACGAACCUCUCUCUGAAGGAGAGCAACACCACUUGAGUGGGUCAGACACGAGUGACUCCAGCACCCAGCCGGAGCCGCCUCGUGGCAGCCCCAAAAACUGGACGCAGCAAGACAUGGAACUGGCCCUUGAGGCCCUGCGGACGCACAAUAUGAGUCUUACUAAGGCGUCAGCCACAUACGGCAUCCCGUCGACAACGCUCUGGCAGCGCGCGCACCGACUCGGGAUCGACACGCCCAAAAAAGAAGGCGCGUCCAAGUCAUGGAGUGAAGAGGAUCUUCGCGGCGCUCUUCACGCGUUGCGGUCCGGAGCUAUUUCUGCCAACAAGGCCAGCAAGGCUUACGGCAUUCCAAGCAGCACUCUGUACAAGAUUGCUCGGCGCGAGGGCAUUCGGCUGGCGGCGCCAUUCAACGCGGCGCCCACCGCGUGGCGCCGAGCUGACUUGGAGCGGGCGCUGGCGUCCAUCCGCUGUGGAGCGGCGUCGGUACAGCGAGCGGCUUCGCAGUUUGGCAUACCUACAGGCACGCUGUACGGGCGAUGCAAACGAGAGGGAAUCGAGCUGUCACGGUCUAACCCUACGCCCUGGUCCGAAGACGCAAUGGGAGAGGCGUUGGAAGCUGUUAGGGUGGGACAAAUGUCAAUAAACCAAGCAGCGAUCCACUAUAAUCUGCCUUAUUCGUCACUCUACGGACGAUUCAAGAGGUGCAAAUAUCAAAGUCCUCAAGCAAUACCCCAGCAGAACAUGCCAGAGAUGGAGAUGGAACCCCAACAAGCCCAAAUGUACUAUCCACACCAAGUGCCCAUGCCCGAGGAGUAUCACCAUAGCUACAUGGCGGAACCUGAAGCUAUGCAUGCCCCUGUCAUUCAGGAACCCUAUGGAAUGUACUAUCAAGGUUGCAAUAACAGUAUCGCGACGAGUUGAGGGUACAACGCCUCAGGAAGCGAGGGCCCUUGACAUUGCGCUUUCUGAGGUACUUAUUAGUCCAAGAUUUGAGGCUUACAGAAAAAAUGAGGGUAUGAUAUCGGUACCCUGCGCAUAAGUUUCUACAAUGUCGGGUGGGUUACUUUAUUGCUGACUGUAUCUGUUGCGAAUGCCAAGCAAUGGAGUCUAAAAAUCCAAAUGUUGUGAAUUACUUAUAUAUAAUAUUAAUUAUAAUUAUAUAUUAUAUUCUUACCUAGUUAUGCCUGAGGCUGCCACAGAGACAUCUGAAAAUCACGGCCUUUAUUCAGUAGUUGAAGUCCGACUUUCACGUUUUAAAAUUUCGAAAUAAAGUGGGUUUAUGUCAAUAACCAUGCAGAUAGGUAAGUACGUAAACGUAUAUACAUUCAGAUGUGCCUGCGGUGACCCUUAUAGUUUCGCAAUAGUCGCAAUACAGGUCAGUAUUUCCAUUUAAUGUUAUUAUUUAUAUUAUUGAAAGAUGCGUCAUUUUAUGUACAGUAAUCAACCUGAACGAGUACAUGAUAGUCGUAGUGUAAGUCAUUUUAAUUUAAGGUUAAUAAGAUUAAGAAUGAUUGCAAAUCAUUUUGUGAAACGAAAUACGUAAACAAUGGCAAUUUGAUUAAUAAUGUAAUUUGUGUCGGGUAACAAAGUCUUAGCUAGCAUAUUUUUAUAAAGGCUAUUCGAUUAGGUACUGUCUAUAGGUAACGGAUAGAAUUCUAAGCAUGGAUUUUAUAAAGAUCCUUAUACGGACAUGUGGGAUUUCGUUUCGUUAGUCUGAUGUGAUGACACAUCGCAGACCAGUGUUGGCCGAACGUUAAUUGCAAUUGACCAAUAACCAUUACAAAUUGAACCGUAAACCGUAACGGACGGUAACAGUGUACGGUUCAAUUUGUAAUGGUUAAUAGUCAAUUGCACUAACGUUUCAGCCAACACCGUUGCAAACGCAAUUGGAUGUCAGGAAAUGUUUGGAUCAGUCAAAACUGACAGAUCUUCUCCCGGAAUUCUACAGUAAACUGAGAAAAACGUAUCUGACAUAGAAGUCACAAUUUCACCUGUUAAUGGUGAAAUUGUGACUUCUAUGUCAGUUACGUAAUCUAAUGUUGUUUUCCUUUCAAUUUGUUUGAGGCUGCCUAUUACAUAGGUGUUUGAUUAUAGAUUUAAAAGUGUAUCACAUAUGCGUUUGUUGUUGUCCUAAAGCACCCCAGAGGUGCAAAGGGCCUUCACAAGCUCGCGCCACGCCUUCUUAUCUUCAGCUCGCCUUCUGGCCUCGCUCCAGCUCAACCCGAACGCUCGUAGCUCUCUUAGGACGGACCGUUGCCAAGAGUGUACAGGACGCCCGGACCCACGGCUUCCGUCCGGCGGUUUCCACGCGAAAGCUAUGGUAGCAUUAUUCGUUUACCCUCUUCGAAUAGUAUGUCCUAUCCAUCUCCAUUUCCGUGUCGCAAUUUCUUCGUUAAUGGGUGUUUGCCGGCAUAUACUCCAUAGGUCUUCAUUUCGAAUGGUUUUUGGCCAGAAAACGCGAAGGAUCGACCUGAGGGACUUGUUGACGAAGACCUGAAGUUUAUUAGUUAGGUCUUUAGUCUCUCUCCACGUUUCGCAGCCAAAAAGCAACACAGAUUUCACAAUGGAUUCGAAGAGGCAAAGUUUAACUCGUCGUGUGAGCACAUUCGACUCCCAAACAGCCUUUAACUGAGCGAACGCAGCCUUCGCCUUCUUUAUCCUGUUGUCGAUGUCUUUAUCCGCUCCACCUUUGACACUGAGUCUAGGUUCUCACCCCCCAGCGACAGCGGACUAUUGAUUAGUCGUUCCAAAAUAGGGCUUCGAAUACUAGGACCUUUAAAGGUGUCAGUAAAUACGGGGUUUAAAUAAUAUUUGUAAAAAAAUAUGGUUAUAAAAUAAGUUCAAAAGUACCUAGAGUACGAAGACACAAACAACUCUAGUAUAAUUAGGUAAAGCCUGGAACUGUCUAUUUGACAUAAAGUUACGUACUUAAAGAUCUUCGUUGUCUUGGUCUUGCUUUAAUUAUCGCAAGCGAAAUUUCCUUGUGAUAGAGGGAGAAAGCCUAAACGAAGCAAUUGUCUUCCAUCUUUUUGAGACCACGACCUAAGUUUGUCUACCGUAUCUAAGGAUCUUUAUAGGACUCUCCUUAAUAUUAACGUCGUUGUCAACUAAUAACUUGAAUGGUUAAAAUCAUCAUGGACUUCCAGCGUAUAGCAAUAUAUUACCUAAAAUUAACGCAUUUUAAUUCCCAAUAUAUUUUUCUAAUCUAAUCUUAUUGUAAAGCUUCGAACAAACUUCCGUACCGUUAGUUAUGGUGAUAAUUAAGUAGGUACUAAAUCUUAAUUAGAAUGAUAACAUAGGGAAUAAUGUCUAGUCAUCGAAUAAGCCACAACUCAUUUUUCUGAUAAAGUAGGCCAAUUUUCUAUGUUUAUUAUUCUGAGGAAAAAUUGGACUAGAGGGAUCUUUCAGAGAAUGAUAAUGGUUAGUGAUAUUCCUGUUUUCAAGUUAUUGUUAUAAUUGAUUUUGUAGGUUCUUAGCGAUGUAGACUGCUAGAAUAGUAAAACUGCCAUUAAUAUACGUAAUUUACCUAUACAAAUAAUAUAGCGUUAAGGGUACGUAAGGGCCGAAAUUUAUUAAAUUGUAAUACUUAUAAUAUUACCUUUUAUAAAAAAAAAAAUGGGUCCUAUUUGACAAAAGUUGAAUCAGUCAAAUGUAUGUAUGUAAAAUUUGCUACAAAAAUCGUAAAUCAUAAAUAUUCGCUCCGUGCAUGACUGGCGCCGCGUAGUGGGUGUGGGACGUAUUACUUAUAGUAUGAAGAUGUCGUUCCACGAAAGUUCAUAGUUUUACCACGUCGUGUGUUAGCAUCGCUUGUAAUUCCCCCUACCACCAACAUCGUUCAUAGCCAAUACGUUUUGACAUAGUUUUAACCAAGUGUUGCAGACUAAAUACUAGUGAACUCUCAGUGCCGGAUUAAGAUCUACAAUAAAAUUACUAUAUUCAACUUUUGUUAGGAAGACUCCAGUUACAUUUUAGUUUUACCCAUUACUUUUAAUCACCUUGCAAAUAAAUAAUUAAAGAAGGAGUUGAAAAAAAGUCCCUUGCGUCCAUGUGAUUAUUGAAUUUCAUCUUAAGUAGGUACUGUGUUUGAAAUAAAUACGUAAUGAUGUGAUAUUUAUAGUACCUAACUUAACAUGUCCAGAUGUAUUUUGUACAAUAUUUUAGUUUUAAUUAUCUUGUUCUAUCGUGUCAUUCACGAAGAAGCGUGCUUUGGUUCGUGCUAUUAAAGGCUAGAUUUGACAAAUCUACGCGUCAUUGUGAAUGGCACUAUCUACACACAAAGUUAUUGAACACGUUUGUUAUUAUUUUAUACGUUUACACUAUUUAUAGAUAGUGUCAUUCGAGAAGACGCGUGCCUUGACUCGUAUUAUCAUAUUAUUAAGGGUUAGAUUUGACAAAUCUGUGCGUCAUCGUGGAUGACACGAACUAUACAAAUCCAGUAUUAUUAUAAAUGUAAGUUAUUAUGUUAGUCUCAAUCAAAUGAAUCGAUGGCGCUUCGUGAUGUUUGACAUAACCGCCAUCUAGCGGAGGGUUUAUUAUUUGAAUUAAAUGUUUCAUAUGGUGGUUCUUGUCAAAGAUAAUAUAACCACUACAUUAAUUAUCUUUUAAUUAAGUACCCAUUAGAAAUAUUUAAAACGGUUUAGGACUAAUGUUAAAAUGUAUCUUUAAGUAUCUUAACUUUAGAAUCUGUCACGCACGCAUUAUGUUUAUUAUUUGUUACUGGCCGUUUUGUGGCUACGGUAGUUUUGUUACUGGUUUUUGUUAAUAUGGUAUCGGUUGGUUACUGGGAGGAAGGAAAGAGGAGACAAUGUUCAAAUUAGCACUAAUGAUUUUAUAUUUUAGUAACUAGCGCUUUUAGAACUUCUAAAAAUAUAAACUUGAUAGACUGCAA
Cydia pomonella (codling moth) is the source of this 6404-nucleotide messenger RNA. RefSeq lists its product as uncharacterized. The transcript has 12 exons. The coding region runs from base 1109 to 2437 and encodes 442 amino acids. Gene Ontology annotation, molecular function: DNA binding. NCBI's taxonomy places the organism in Eukaryota, Metazoa, Arthropoda, Insecta, Lepidoptera, Tortricidae. Gene Ontology annotation, biological process: regulation of transcription by RNA polymerase II. Gene Ontology annotation, cellular component: nucleus. The record is from RefSeq and is a predicted model, not a curated record.